This is a messenger RNA of Pocillopora damicornis (cauliflower coral), 1064 nucleotides long. RefSeq names its product N-alpha-acetyltransferase 20. NCBI's taxonomy places the organism in Eukaryota, Metazoa, Cnidaria, Anthozoa, Scleractinia, Pocilloporidae. Gene Ontology annotation, cellular component: NatB complex. Gene Ontology annotation, molecular function: protein-N-terminal amino-acid acetyltransferase activity. The record is from RefSeq and is a predicted model, not a curated record. Gene Ontology annotation, biological process: N-terminal peptidyl-methionine acetylation.
UUCACUAACGUCUAGCGCAUUGGAAUUUUAACCGCAAAAAGAAAUCUGGUUGUUUUACGUUUAUUUUUGUCAUGGGAGAGCCAAAUGCUGAUGUCACGUACUACUUUCAGGGGAGGGGUGAUUGGUGAGACUGGUUACUAGUCUCGUCAGGAGUAUGUUGACGCCUUGUAGUAUUUGCCAGUUGUUCGCUUCAAAUGUAUCUGUGAAUGUGUGGCCAAUUUUUUUUUUCUAGAAUGACCACUGUUAGACCUUUCAGAUGCGAGGAUAUGUUUCAUUUCAGCAAUGUGAACUUAGAUCCCUUGACUGAAACUUAUGGACUAGCAUUCUAUCUUCAAUAUCUGGCACACUGGCCAGAGUAUUUUCAAGUAACAGAAUCACCUACAGGACAAAUUAUGGGUUACAUUAUGGGAAAAGCUGAAGGAAGUGUGCAACAAGAAGAAUGGCAUGGUCAUGUGACAGCAGUAACUGUAGCCCCUGAGUAUCGACGACUUGGACUAGCAGCAAAGCUGAUUUCCAACUUGGAAGAGAUCUCAGAAAAGAAAGAUGCUUUUUUUGUGGACUUAUUUGUGCGCAUGAGUAACAAUGUUGCUGUAGACAUGUACAAGCAGCUAGGUUAUGUGAUUUAUAGACGAGUCCUUGAGUACUAUUCAGGAGAUCCAGAUGAAGAUGCCUUUGACAUGCGUAAAGCACUGUCACGUGACAAAGACCAGAAGUCCAUUGUCCCACUAAAGGACCCUGUUAGACCUGAAGAUAUUGAAUAAAACAAGGGACCAACUGCCAGCAGAUAGGACUUAAGGUUUUGUAGAGGAAUUGCUUGAACUCUUUCUCACACACCUUAGGGUUAGGGUUAGGGUUAGGGUUAAGGACAUUUUAAGAAGUUUCUGAACACUUUCUCUUGUGACUUUUUGCUAAAUUUAUACCCUAUAACAUUAUUUAUUGGUCAGGACAAAUGUUCAUCUUUUAAAUUUGUAGCCUGCAGAACAGGCGUGAUACCGGGGAGCUAGUAAAUUAUAACUGCCAUCUUUUAAUUUUGCUGUAGUGGAAGGCUGGUAGAAAGAGAGGGA